Molecule: messenger RNA, 1109 nt
Organism: Thlaspi arvense
Lineage: Eukaryota; Viridiplantae; Streptophyta; Magnoliopsida; Brassicales; Brassicaceae
Source: the annotation of a GenBank genome assembly
UUGAAAAGUCCUUUAAAUAGUUCGCAUCAAAGUUUAUAAAAAGAAAUGAUAUAAUUAGUAUUUGUACAACAACAAUAAUACAUUUGUUAAAGUACCCCCCACCGAUAAAAUGGUUAAAAAAAUAAAAGUUCAAAAAUCAAAGAGACACGGAGUCUUAAAAGGGGCAGAGGAAGGUAAGUAAUUAUCCUUGUCAGGUACCAUAAUUACUGCUUCUGCCACCCACCUUCCUCUUUCUUCCCUAUACUCUCUCUACUAAUCCCUCUCUCUCUCUCUCUCUCUCUUUCUCCUUUUCUCUGCAUUGUUUUUCUCACUCGCCGCUUCUUCUUCUUCUUCUUCUUUUGUUCAUUUCUUUCGUCACUGCAUGUUUUUCUCUUCACUCUAACCUUUUCUCUCUGGAAUUUAUACCGGAGAAGACAAUGGCUGCUCCUCCAGGCGGUGGCGGAGGAGAAGGAGCUGGUGGAGCAGGUUCGGCUCUUACUUCGUCGUCUCUACCGCCGCCUCGUCCGAAGUCUCCUCCGGAGUAUCCAGAUUUGUACGGGAAACGCAGGGAGGCGGCGAGAGUUCAGAUGCUAGAGAGAGAGAUUGGUUUUCUCGAGGCAAGCGUACAACCGGCUUCUAGAUGCUGCAAAGAGGUCUCUGAUUUUGUCUUAGCAAAUUCUGACCCUUUGAUCCCUGCACAACGAAAGAGUAGAAGAUCCUGCCGGUUCUGGAAGUGGCUCUGUAGCGGUAUUCCGUGUGUGAGCCUGGCGAGUUUCUGCUGUUGUUGCCAAUCCGAUGCUGCAACUGCAGCUGCAUUGGCUCCAAAUGCUGUGACGGGUCUUGCUGCUCAAAUAGCUGUUGUUGCCCAAGACCGAGCUGCCCGAGCUGUCCGAGCUGCCCAAGCUGUUCAUGCUUCCGAGGUUGCUGUUGUUCUUGUCCGGACUUAUCUUGCUGCAUUCCCACCUGUUUCCGCAGUUGCACUCGACCAUCUUGUCUGUGUAAGAAGAAGAGCUCAUGCUGCAGCUGCAACUGCAAGAUCAGAUGGUCAUCUUGUUUUAAAUGUCCCAAGGUACGACUUUGUUGUUGUUUUUGCAAUUGUAAAAAUAUGUGCUCUAAUCCUUGUUGUUUAG